Messenger RNA from Lactuca saligna, 773 nucleotides. The record is from the annotation of a GenBank genome assembly. NCBI's taxonomy places the organism in Eukaryota, Viridiplantae, Streptophyta, Magnoliopsida, Asterales, Asteraceae.
AUUUAAAUCAAGAUCGACACUGAUAUAAAGCCCACUAAUUUGAAUAGCUUAAUUCUCUGAAGAUCAGGUUUAAGACAUAGAAAAGUUCCAAUGAAUACGAGUACAAAUAUUAUUAGAUUUAUCAAAUGUGUCACAGUCGGAGAUGGAGCAGUGGGAAAAACUUGCUUGCUUGUUUCUUAUACGAGCAACACCUUUCCAUCGGAUUAUGUUCCUACAAUCUUUGACAACUUCAGUGCUAAUGUGGUGGUUAAUGGAAGUAUCGUAAACCUUGCCUUGUGGGAUACUGCUGGACAAGAGGAUUACAACAGAUUAAGGCCACUUAGUUACAGAGGAGCAGAUGUUUUUCUCUUGGCAUUCUCUCUUAUUAACAAAGCAAGUUAUGACAACAUCUACAGGAAGUGGAUCUUGGAGCUCAGGCAUUAUGCUCCAUCUGUGCCUGUAGUCCUUGUGGGAACUAAGCUUGACUUACGAGAAGAUAUGGAGUACUUGAGAAAUCAUCCUAACGCAACUCCAGUUACAAUAUCUGAGGGAGAAGAACUCAAAAAUAUGAUUGGUGCAGUUGCUUAUGUUGAAUGUAGUUCAAAAACCCAAAAGAACGUAAAAGCUGUGUUUGACACAGCGAUUAGGGUUGGGUUGAGGCCACCAAAAAAGAUGAAGAGAAGGCAACAGAAGCGAAGGCAAUGCAUAUUUCUAUAAGCAGUGUUUCUAGUUACAGCAUCUAGUUUAUUUUUCAACAUUGUUGUAUCUUUUACUAAAAGUUAAUACGAUCUUAC